UAAAAUUUCAAAAUGAGUGAGGAUAUACAACGAAAACUGCAAAAUGAAUUAGAAAAUUACAAAAAAACUCAGAAAGAACUUCAAAGAACCAUACAAACCAGACAACAAUUGGAUGGUCAAUUAAACGAGAAUGAAAUUGUUAAACAAGAAUUAGACCUACUUCCAAGCGAUGGUAAAGUUUAUAAAUCUGUAGGACCUGUACUGAUUAAAACUGAGUUAAUAGAAGCCAAACAAAAUGUCAGUAAAAGAAUGGAUUAUAUUAGCAAAGAACUGAAGCGAGUUGACGAUCUUAUUAAUACUCUAGAUAAAAAACAAGAUGUCCAUAGGGAAGCUCUUCAAAAAUUGCAACAUCAGUUUCAACAAGCUCAAGUGAAAGCUGCUUUACAUGCUUAAUUUUAG
Molecule: messenger RNA, 399 nt
Organism: Diabrotica balteata
Lineage: Eukaryota; Metazoa; Arthropoda; Insecta; Coleoptera; Chrysomelidae
Source: the annotation of a GenBank genome assembly